AAAGCCGAAAUUGUCUUUAUUCUCCAGUUUGGCGAGAGACUCCUCGAGAGCUCUUUGUGUUGAAUUGAAGCGAGUAAAGCAACAGAGUGGCUUGCUUGUUCUUGGAAGUGAAUUAUUUCAUCGCCAGGUUGAUUCAAUCAGUGCUGUGAUACGUGCGCACUUACUUGGUCUUCGUGACCAAAGAUAAGAGAUCUCGGCGAUAAGCAAUUGCUACGCCCCCAAGCUCUGAAGCAUCAACAGCAUCCACGGAAUAACAAGGCUUGCAGAGCGAUUUCACGACAGAUUGGUGUGGUUGGAAAAGUUCAUGCGUGUGUAUUAGACAACCCUCUCCAGGAUCGACGCAAGAGGUUUAAAAAAACUCUUGUUUCCAACGCGUUCCCGAACUCGCCGUGGACUUGUCCUACAAGUUGGCUUGAUUUCUCGAGUCCAACACGCGGACCAGUGCCCUACUAACUUCGGAGUGCUUCCAAAGCUCUCACACUCACUCUCUCUCUCUUACACACAUCGAGACAGACUCACUUGACUGGUCGUGGUUGAAUCGCGCUUGGUUGUGCUGGAGUUGGUGAGGUUGGUGGAGAACUCGCCCCCUUUUCAAAACGACUUCAGAGUAAGCUCAAAAGAGCUGCUGUGAGCGAUACUGAAGCUUCUACCAAGAGUGAAUGCGUGAAUGCGUGAGUGAACCAGCAGCCAAUCGAGUCCAGCCUACAGCAAGCUCCAAAGUGGGACCAGAAGUAGAAAUUGGCAGAGGAGAGUAGCGUCAUUUCUGGAAGAAGAGACGGCGUUUCACUUCCCCGGAGGACAACAAACCCACCAAACUUGAUUUGGCUUUUUUGUUGUCCCAGUGUUGUGUGUGGAAUCCGGAUUGUCGGUGCAUCUUCAGGCCUGUGAUGAGCAACGUCUACUAAAGAGUGAUUGUGCUGGAAGUGAAGUGAUUCCACGGAUAAUUAAUUUGAAGCCAAGAAGAUGGCGGAUACAAUGGAUAAAGCUGCUGACACAGUGAGGGGCGUGGCCCGGGCUGCGGGAGAAGGCAUGGCUAGUAUUGCGAACACAAUACAACAAUCUGUGAACGAAAAUAUCGAAGACUAUGAAGAUGCGAUAGAUGAUUAUAUUCCUCCACAAAUAGAGCUCAACGACGGCAACGGGAUAUCGACUUCGUUACCAGAUUUCGAAAGCUCCUCAGUCUCUUCUGGGUAUAUUCUCAACGAUACAAACCAAUGGGGAUGGAUCACCUUAUAUGUGGUCACCAUUGUGAUCGCCAUUCUUGGCAACUUGCUCUUUAUUGUGGCAAGUCUAUGCACCAAGCGAACCCGAACCACAGGUUACUAUCUGCUCAUCAACCUGUCCAUCCGGGACAUCCUCCUCGCGUGUCUCUGUGUUCCAUUCACCUUGGACUCUGAGAUCAUCGCGUACACCUGGAACUUUGGUGGCAUCUAUUGUAUUGUGUACAAGUUUGCCUACUAUUGCUUUCUGUUCUUCUUGCCCUUGACCAUCUUGUUCCUCGCGUUCCACUUGUUUGUGGAGAACUGCAAAUGGAACUUUGCGGGCGAGGAAGGUGUGGUUCCACGGCCCUGGGCACAUACCCUUUACAUUCCUCUGAUCUGGUUCUUCUCGUCGGUGUUUGCGGUGCCCACGGUGUUUUACGCUAAGGUUCAUAACGAAACCGACGAUUUCUACGGCAACGAAAUUGUCCGAAGACCAGACGAUUCGUUGGCUUGCGUGUUUGCCACAGGUGGCGAUUGGGGCCCAGGGAGCGAUUUCUAUUACGUAUCCUCCAAUAUCCUGACCUUCGCACUUCCUUUCGUGCUCCUGUUCAUCCCAUGGUGGGCUUUAUUGGUUCAAGUAUGCGGAUGUUGCACCAGGAAGCUCCGCUCCUCGGAAUUCUGGCUCUCGAUCAUUACCAUUUUCCUGAUCUUGUUCUACGAGACAUCUCGAGCUCCCUUCGAGCUUUUCAACAUCCAUCACAUCAUGACCACAUGGAAGAUCCUCGGACCGUUCGAGCCGUUCAUCCCGAACAUUGACAGCGAGCCCUACAAAGCGGUGAUGAAAUGGGCCGUCUACGCCCCCGCCCUACUCCACCCCUUGCUCUACUUUACAUUCUCGCCCGAGGCCAGACAUGGCGUGUACAUUCUAUUCACCCGUAUGUGCUCUUGUUGCUGCACCAAGAGCGACCGAGACGUGGAAGUGGCCUCGGACGAUGAGAAAGGUCGCAUGCUCGAUAGCAAGAAAGAGACCGAGAAUGCUGUCGGCGAAGAUCAAGCCGGGGUGCCCCUCCAAUCGAAACAGGAGGAUGAGAUGUGAGCAAUUAGCAGAGAGGCCCCAUCCCAAGAACACCACCCACCGCCACCCACCAACGAGAACGAUACCCACGUAGUAGCUCAGAAGAAAAGCUCGCCCUCUCUGCAAUCACUCUCCUAUUGGUUCUGAGUGAUACCCCAUCCCCUACCCGUAUUAUUGUCAUCCCCUCACCUCAUUCUUUUUCACCCAAUCACCUUUUGAAAAGAUGAUGAUUCGACUGGUUUAUGGCUCAUUCAUUUGAACCAUGCAAACGACGAUGAGUCUUCAUCCGUGAUUUGAAGCCCCAUUUUCGGCCUAGAAGGGAAAAAACGUGUUUCGAGGUGGGCAUAAAGGGCAAUUUGCGUGGAUGUUUUAUGAAGAAGACCCUUGCUUAACCUUGUCCAGUCUUGUGAAUCACACUAGCACCGAGGACUCAUGACAAAUGUGUCCUCCUCGUAGAGUACCUGGCAUUGCGUCAUUUUGUACAAAGUUUCGCGAAACUCAUCCUCAGAUCUCCCUCUUGAUUUCCAAAUUUCCUUCUUUUUUUGCUAUGGUACGAUGGGAACAAAACAAAAUCCGAAUGUCAGCAAGCCUUUCCUAUAACCUUGUAAGCAUCUAUGGGGCCUCCAUGUUCAUCUCUGAAGUGUGAAUCAAGUCAGUCUUCAAAAAGUGCAUGCUCUCACAAUUGGCUCAGUACUGAGUGCAUCAGUAGUACAGUACAUAACUACAUACUGCAUCGUCCCGAUCAUCAUCUUCCUCCACUCUUAACGCAUAGGCUUUUCUCUCUUCACAACGUCUCCAAUCUCAAGAAGAAACAACAGACGCUCACUCAGCACUUCCAUUUGACGACCACCAACUACCAUCAACGUUCACACGUAUCAUUCGUGCAAUGUGCUUGCUUGGUGGGGAAUGCCAGUUGGUUGCAUCACUGCAUGUGUACCGAACGUACUGCUCAUGGAUCUACUCUUGGGGACAAAUCCGUGAUCGGCAUGACCAAGGCCCACAUGCAAUUUCUUCCCGUUCACGUGGCCCUUACUCUGUCUCAAUGUAAAUAGACCCCACUCAAUCCUCAUCUUGUCCUUCGUAUUCGUCGUGUGAGAGUGUGAGAGUGUUCUACAUGUGAGUGGAUCCAACAGAACUCGUCAAGGCUGGCUUGGAACAAAAUCCCCUCUCCUUCUCCGAAUGUGCUACAUCGACAAGAGAAAGCAAACCAAAACUGGAACAUGAGCUUGCUUGCAUGCAUGUAUGAAAUUAUCAGCAUCAGAAUGUAAAUAUUUGGAAAGACUCAAGAGCUUCACCUUACACACUUGAUCUGCUACAGAUCAUUCGACGAAUUACACCCACACACCCAGCCAGCCAGCCAGCCAACACGAUGAGUGAAAGUCAAUGCUCUUUUGGAACUCUUUUGAACAAUAGUGUGCCCAACCAGCAAAGCCCUUCGGUGACUUGUUGGAUGCGGCAUUUACGUUACCAGUCGUCGAACCAACCACGAGUACAAAUUUGGUUCCUUCUUCCCCGUGUACAAAGGAACAGUCUUCAUUUUGAUAUUAGUUUGUAAAUACGGACGUGUUUUCCGUUCCUUACUGGAGAAAGUCGUAUGUUUUCUCGACCCCCCUUUUUCCCGCCCCCCCUACUCCCCUAAUUUUCUCUCUUACUCUCACUUGAAUUUAAGAGACGGCUAACAAGAAUCUCAUUAAAGACAGUCUGCCUCCUCGAGUUGCUCUUCUUCUUGCAAAGAGAAGUCGAAGCCCUUGGCAGGUAGAUCAUUAGUCAAAGCAUCCUUGUAAUAGAUCUAGUCAUUUCAUAUUGUACUAUUACAAUCAUCAAACACUGGUCCAGACGAUAAGUUUGCAGCCCUAUUUCUUCUCGAUCUCGGUGUAUUUUCAUGUAAGCAGACACGUAUCAUAUUUACCGCAGCUCCUUCACCCUCGUCAAUAAAAAAGAACGGAAUAUCCUUUCUCUUUCAAUCCAUUAUUGUGACCCUUAGUAGUGCUCUAAAGACCAGUAACACAUAAUUGUGUGUCCAUUUCAAUUAUCAUCCAUUACCACGUACUUCUACAAUAUAUACAAUAAUACUGCCAUCCUCCAUUAUUUAUAUACCCCCUUGCGUCUGCUCCACUUAUUAUCUAGCGGGUGGUUCUCCAACUCUUGCCAAGAUCCGUUUAUUAUUUCGCCUCUCCACUGUCUCUCGUUUCUUUCCACGUUCUAUUUACAAUAAUGUCUACUUGAGAUGAUAUAAAAGAAGUUUUCCCCCCCAACCCCGUUUCAUUUCGCUUCAUUCCUCGACGUUGUAGUCCUUCAAUUGAACCAGAUGUCCUUCAAUGUGCAGCUCUGGUUUAAAAACUAAAUUUCCGAGGGGCAGUAAUCGUUACCAAUGUGUGCAAAUUUUUCAUCAAGUAUUUAUACAUGUCAAUGUACGUGUCAAUGAAUGUCUCCAGGUGAAAAUGAUUCCAAUUUGAACCCAGACAAAAAACACCCGCACAUGGAACCACAAUCAAACCAAAUCGUAAAGAGAAGCAUUUACAACUAACAAGAUCAGAUAGGCCAGAACCAGAACGGUCCAUUGUACAACUGGACAUUCGUACACCCAAUUUGACAGUAAACUUUACUCUCCUCAGAUAUCUAAUCAAUAUAAUUGUAAGUAUUUAUUAUCAAAAAACUACUGCUACAACUACUUCUACAACAUCAUCAUCAUCAUCAACAACAACAACAACAACAACAACAACAACAACUGCAUACAAUAAUUGAUGAAUAUGAUCCACGUUUUGUCAAUAAACUUCAGUGAAAACCAACCCA
Tigriopus californicus is the source of this 5070-nucleotide messenger RNA. Its product is annotated as substance-K receptor-like. NCBI's taxonomy places the organism in Eukaryota, Metazoa, Arthropoda, Copepoda, Harpacticoida, Harpacticidae. The coding region runs from base 964 to 2298 and encodes 444 amino acids. Gene Ontology annotation, molecular function: G protein-coupled receptor activity. The record is from RefSeq and is a predicted model, not a curated record. Gene Ontology annotation, cellular component: membrane. The transcript has 4 exons. Gene Ontology annotation, biological process: G protein-coupled receptor signaling pathway.